AGAAACAGUGUUUUUUUCUCUCGCUAGUCACAUCUUUUCAGUGACGUUUUCAAGCACGUUGCAUAGAGAAAGUUUGUUUAAAAUAUGUGUGUUGUAAGGCCAGAAUCUGAAUGGGUGAUGACACGGCUAGGCCAGUCAGUGCUUGGCUAUAGACAUCAUACUGCACAAGGCUUUACAAGACCAUAGCCCUAGAACAGUUCGAACGGGGGAGGGUAGAUUAGAGAAGAUGCAAAAUUUGUUCGAGGAAAACGAAAGUACGCCACUGCGACCUAAUGUAACUGAUCAUUUAUCUGAUUUCGAUAUAAUUCGUGAAUUUUCAUAUUUAGUUUGGUGAUUUCCGAUUGUUGUGUUGCUCUGUAGCGUUCAUCCGGUGAAGAGAGUUCAUAUUUGUGUUAUUGUACAGCCAGUGCCGAACUGUUAUGUGUCAAUAAGUUUUAAGGUGGACGCAGCUGGGGAUGAGAGGGCCCUGGCAUUCGAGCUGGGUAUCAGAGGUCAUCAUCAUCGCAUGACAAAGCCUGACUGACAGAUUCAUCUUCAUCUUUCAGAUACAGCUUUUCCAUAGUCUGUGCCUAAGCUUGGCAGCGCCAUGAAAGGUGGAGGAAGGGGUAAGGAGCCUCCUGUGGAGGUGGAGGUGAGCGGCAAGCGGCCCAAGCGCAAGUGUCUACAAUGGCACCCGCUACUCUCCAAGAAGGCCCUGGACUUCUCGGAGGAGGAAGAGGAGGAGGACGAAGAAGAACUGGAGAAGCCAUUGCUGGUCAGGGAGAGCCGGGGGCCGGAGGUGGCAUGCGGGGGGCCCAUGGAGGUGGAGGAGGACUCUUCAGAGCAGCGGGCCCGCCGACCCAUGAACGCCUUCCUGCUUUUCUGCAAGCGCCACCGUUCACUGGUGAGGCAGGAGCACCCUCGGCUGGACAACCGUGGUGCCACCAAGAUCCUGGCUGACUGGUGGGCUGUGCUGGAGCCCAAAGAGAAACAGAAGUACACGGACAUGGCCAAGGAGUACAAGGAUGCCUUCAUGAAGGCUAACCCAGGCUACAAGUGGUGCCCCACCACUAACAAGCCAGUCAAGAGCCCCUGCCACACUGUCAGCAACGCACGCAAAAAAGUGUGGUCUUUCCCUUCCAACUCCCCUAAGGGCUGUGCCACUGCCAAGAAAGUGCCCAAGACUGACAGCACACCACAGCUUAAUUUCGCCAUGGCAGAUCCCACAAAGAUGGGUGGCCUAAGCAUGCUACUGUUGGCUGGGGAGCAUGCCCUUACUGCCAGAGAGAUUUCAUCCAGUUCUUCAAAGUCUGGAGCCACAGAUGUCACUAAGCACCCUGAGAACUCCUCCCUAUUCCAACUUGCUGAGCUCUCCUCCAGCACGCUUCAGCCCAGUUUAACGGACACAGCUGGCAAGGGGAAGCCCUUGAGUCGGGGGGACCAAGCAGAAACGUGGUCUGGCACCUCACAACAGGGAAAAUCUGACGCACCCAAGAUCAACGUCAAGGCCCCUCUUUUUCAACUGGCAGAGCAGAUCUCCUCUGAUUCAAGCCAGUCGACUGCACCGGAGGGAAAGCAGUGUAGCCAGUCGGCUCUCUUCCAGCUCGCUGAGAUGUGUUUGGCCUCCGAGGCAGGGAAGAUGGAGACACAGGACGAUACCUGUGCCCCACACAUCAAAACUGAGACGGUGGUCAAGGAGGACACUGGGGGCAACAUCACCGAUUUUCCUCUUUCCUCUCCCCCAUCUUCCUCCACUUCUUCCUCCUCCACGCCCACCAAUGCCAGUCCCCCGCUGCUCAGCGGCCAAGCGGCCAGCGUCAAAAAGAAGAAGAAGAAGAAGAAGAAGCAAGAAGCUACUGCCAGAGAGCCACCCAAAGCGGUGGACAAAGACAAGAUCCCUCGUCCGGGCUCGCCCAAAAAGACCCUCAAAAAGCGACCAUCGUCUGAGUCUGAGUUGGAGAGCCUCCUCUACACUAUCGAGGCAGUGGCUAAAGGUGCCUGGGGCGACGCCGAGGAGGAUAUACCCAAGAAGAAGGCUAGCACCGCCGUCAUUACCAUUCCAAGAGAGCCCAGCUCACCCAAAAAGAAGUCCAAAGCCAAGAGGCCCCUGAAGGCUAAGGAAGAGGAUGAGAUGGAGGAGGACAAAGAGGAUGGAAGUCGCACAGAGCUGCCAUCGACAGUGGAGACGGCAGCGAAUCUAGCAAGCCCCAAGACAGAGGCUGAGGAGGCCAGCAUCGGCAGCAGCCCCGCAGGCACGGAGAAGCCCACUGCCCCUCCCAGCCCCCCGCACAAAGUCGAGGAGAAGCAGAGGGAAGCGGAGGCCAACGCUGAAGGGUGUGGCUCCAGGAAGUCUGAGAGAAGCUGCAAGGGGGCGCUGUACAAGACCCUGGUGUCGGAAGGGAUGCUGACCUCACUGAGGGCCAACGUGGACAGAGGCAAAAGAGGCUCUUUUCGAAGUGGAUCUGAUGAAGGGGGCUGGACUGACGAGACCUGGGCUUUCUCACAGAUGGGACCCACUAAUCCCAAGAAGCUAAAGAAGUCAAAAUCCAAAGACGAGACGGCGCCAGGUUUGGGGAAACUGGAGGAGGAGUUUGAGAAGAAGUUCAACAGCCUGCCGCAGUACAGCCCUCUGACGUUCGACAAGAAAAGCACCAUCGUCACCAAGAAGAAAAAAACAGACGUUAGCACCGCACCGGAGGAACAACCUUCAAAACCUGCCAAGGGUCCAUCUUCAUCUCAGAAAAAGACUUUAUUCCACAAGAUUGUUAGCAAGUACAAGCAGAAAAAGGAGAAACCCAAUACUGUGGACAAAGACAUAGCGAUGCAUAGUGACUCCCCCAUGUCAGACUCUGCUGCCAAGGCCAAGCAGACCCCCGCCCCAUGUGCCACCGCCACGCUUUCCCCAGAGGCCAUGGGAACUAGCGCUAGCAUACCGGUGGGCAGCCAGAAGAGGAAGGCUAGGAAGAGCAAAAUAACCCACCUGGUGCGCUCGGCCGACGGCAGGGUGUCCCCAGCAGAGGAGGACAAAGUCAGGGACCUGACCCCGGAGCAGGACGACAAGCCAUUACAACGAGAGACUUUAUGCAACGAAACAGGGUGCUACAGUGCACCCAAGCAGGAGGAAGCAGAUAGAAGCAGUGCACCCGAAGUCCUGCCCGCCUUCUUUAGCCUGUCUGCCCUUGCCGAGGUGGCAGCCAUGGAGAACAUUCACAGAGGCCAGCGUGUGAUUGGCGACAGCCAGAAGGAAAUGGCCCAGACCCCUGUCCUCAUCUCCUGCGCUGAUCAAUGAAGUGGAUCAGCCACCCUCCUGCCUCCAGCAAAACGAAAUGGACGCUUGCGUGUUGUGUGCGUUUUAACUUUUAACCUCCGACUCCUCAUCCUGUUCUGGAAGGAAGGAGAUGGAACGUGACUUGUGGAUGGAUCCCUCUGUGGUGAAUUAGCUAGAGCUCUGGUCUGAGGGGAAAAGCGGGGUAAGAACCCCCCCCCCCCCCCCUCCCUUCCACUCACCUUCUAAGUAUUCUCCUGAACCCUUCCCUUGGCAGUAGGAUGUCGCCUCCCUCCUCUUCCUGUACGGUCCUACCUACUUAGAGUACCCUGAGGAAGGCAGGUUGUGUUCACAUUAAUGUGUAAUCUUUGUCCGAUAUUACGCCAUUUUAAGGUCAAGUUUUGCGAACAAAAAUUGCAUUUCAAAAAAAAGAAAGGAAACCUACACACGGUCAGCUUGACCACUUGUAAGAGAACAUCUUCCCCCUUUCACACACUGUUGCAAAGUCCCCUCCACCUAGCAUACCUCAAUGUAGGGAUGAGUCGAAUCUUGUGGCUUCCUGCACACCUUCCUGCUUGAACAAAUUGACACAGCUUGGUAGAUAGUCCUUUGUGAUUUAUUUCAUGUGGCACCCUCAUUUUGAUUUGCCUAUUUAGUGUGGUCUAGAGAUAAAGCAGACCUCUUAACCUUCCACACCAUGGUCAAGUAUUCCAUAUUACUCCAUCCCUUGCCUUCCCACCAGCCUAGCAACUGCUACUACGGUGAUCUUUUUAACCUUCAUUGUCAGUUUGAACUCAACACAUUGAGGCUCUUGCAUUUGAACUUAAGUUAACGUUUAAGCUUAGAUGGGAGGCCUUUGGUUAGCAUGUUGUAAGUCUGAACCUGCCUGUUUUACCAGGCAGUUGGUCCCCUACAGUGGGGCUCAAUUUGAUAAGAAGCAAAGUUACUGACAGUAUGGACGGUUCUCCAUGGCCUUAACUCUCUCAUUACGACGUUGGCCGUACCUCAACCACUGCCAUCCCAUCCACCGCGCAACCAUUCACAUGAAUCUUACAUCCGUUUGAAUAUACUUGAAUGAUGAAAAUGCAUUUUGUGUCAAUACUUGAUCUUAUCGCAGUCUGCGUAGCAUCUACAAGGCUAAUCCAAAUGUGUGCUACUAGUUUCCUAAGAUAGUUUUUUAACAAAGAACACUGCACUAACGUAGGAGGCGCUUUUAAGAUGUAACUUUUUCUCAGUAGGGCAAUGUGUUUUCCCUGGUCUCGUUUUGUUUUUCCUACUAGCCUUUGAGAUUUUCUUAUGCCAAGUAACGGUCCACUCUUAGGCAAUGAGAAUAAUUAAGGUUUUGCUUUUGAACGUAUGUUUUUCAGUAACAAGACAAUUGCUUUUAAUGCUUUGUUUGUUUCUUUUUUUAUUUAGUUAAAAAUUUCGUUUUUUUUGUAUGUUCUAACCGAGGUAGAACAGGCUAGCAUCCAUUCCAUAUCCAAAUAGCUGAUCCUUGUGUCCAUUCUUCUGUUUACAGUGUGUGAGCUGUAGUAGGGUUGGGGGACUCUUGACGUCUGCACUGGGUGUAAGCUAAUCAGAUGGAAAAAGCUGUCUCAGGCUUACACAAGUAGUGCAAGCCAGUUCCAAGGUUGAAGAGUCCCCAAUGAUAUGUCCUCCAUGAAAUUAUCAUUAUGCUAUAUUAUUAUGACUCUUUUGUUUCUAAGUUGACCAAUGCUCUUUUUCUUAGGUCUUACAUUCAGCCAUGCUUCUUCUCUCGCUGUUGCUUUUUCUUUAAGUUUAUUGCUCUUUUUAUAUUAGAUUCUUCUCCUUCACGUAAGUGUAUUAUGAUGCUGUUGAACUAGAUUUUUUUAUUUUUUUUAUUUUAUCUUGUGUUCCCAACCUCGGUUUUCUUUUCCUGAGGCCUAGUUUACUGGAUUAAGACUGUUGUCAAAAAAGCUCAUACACAAAAUAAUGCAUCAAUGCUUACUGUACCUGUUAAGCAAAUGAGCACUGAGAUGAGAUGCACUGCUUCUAGAAGGGUAGUUUCCACCUGUAGUUUCCAGAGUUUGUGUUCUUAAAGCAACUGCAUUGCCAUUUCUGGGCUACGUCUGAAUGAUGUGUGCCGUCAGGGCACAACAUGAACUAUUUAAAAAGGCUAUUAGCUCAACCCUAUUAUUGUCCAAUGGUGGUACUUAGUUUUAGCCAUGGGAUUAUAAUGCCACAAAGUAGAAUAUAUUGAAACUAUAUUAAAUAUAUCCUUACAAGUCAGGAUUGGACUGACUUGUAGGGAUACGAGCAAUGCUGUAUUAGUUUAUUUAUCCCUAAAAGCGGGCAAAUGGACUGUAAACAAGCAGACCUAAAUCAGGACUUUCAAACUCCCAAGCUUGAAGGAAAGCUUUAAAACAAACAUUUAAGACUUAAAUAUACUGUAUAUAUUUUCCAGGUUUAAGAGAAAAUAAAUUGAAGGGUGACUAAAGUCGUCCAAGCAGUAAACUACGCAGUUCUUCCACUGAUAGACAGCAGUGUUGUUCUUUCACACAAAUGAAGCAAUUGUCUUCCCCAAAAAGAGCGACAAUGUACAUGCUUGUAACUAGUGGUUUUGAGACAUUUGCCAAAGAAAAGGGAAAGUUGUCUUUUAAAUGAAAAUUCUGUUGAAAACUAAGCUUAGCAUAGCAGUUGCACUGCAUUUUCUUGGUGUAUAGAUCUUCAGGUAACAAAUGUAUUAUAUCAGCACAACUAAUCCUAUAUAUCUGAUGGGUUUCCUAAGACUAAAACCCCAAGUGGGAAUGGUGUACAUUGUACUGGCACCUUUUUCAAUGCCUCUUUUAAUAGACAAUAUUUGCACCUUAUGAUCCAAACCAAAAUGAUAUCAUGAUGAUCUUUAAAAAUGUAAUAUCAUUAAGUGAAAUUAAAAGAUUACACAGGUAUUUAUGUCCAUCUUAUGACAUUAUGCAUUGAAGUAUUUUGAUCUAAUUUGAGCAUUUUAGAAUCAAGUCGGUAACCAACCCCACACAUCUUCAAAAACAGCCAUAAUAUAUCACCCUCAACCUUUUCUAUUUAGAAAAUGCCUCUAUAAAAUUCCUAUAUUAUUAGUUAUUGAAAUGACUAUAGACUAUAUCCUUUUGUGCUAGUACUGUCUCUUGAAUGUAAUCGAUUUUGUACAUGUAUUUUUCUAAUUCAAUUUAGGUCUUGACUCUACUGUGUAUGUAUGCGAUGGUGGACUGUUUCCACAGGUGAAUAGUUUGUUACAACCUAUGGUCCUCAUGACGAUUCAGCUGCUGUGCUGGGAACUCUGUGGAGGUGUGUGGAGUUGUAAGUCAUUGUGACUUACCUGCCAACGUCUGUUAAAGUUAUAUAUGAGAGAGAUUUUCUUUUUGUUUGUAAGGGACCGUGUCACCCCGGACGGAAUUAUUUGUUUCUUCUCUGCAGUUCAAUGAGGCUCUCACUUCAGGAAAGGGUGAAACCAGGGACACUCAUGCAAUUACAAAGAACAAUUGCCAAACCCUCUGUAUUCAAGCUUAUUUAUUACAAUUUCUUUUUUAUAGCUGUUCAUUUAGUUACAAAAAUAGAAAAACUGAAUAUGCACCCAGAUUUAAAAAAAAAAAAAAAACUUUCUCCCUUUACAGGAAUGUAGAUCACGGCUUCCCUUUUGUUCUUCUGAAGAGAUGACGCCAGAUCUUAAGUAUGUUUCCUCUGAUAGCUUGUAUAAUGUGUGCUCAAUCUUAUUUAUGUUAAUAGUACUGUAUCAUGACAUGUAUGGACUUGAUUGUUACAGCCCAGUUGUUCAAUGCAGCCUUGCCUUACUGGAGCCCCUGCUUAGUGAGGGAUCCCUUAGCCAUCGCCCUCAGCCCCUUUCACUGAGUCAUGUCAUAACACUGUCUGCCGACGCAACUAUUAUUCCUUGAACACCUAUUAAAGUAACCUAUAUUAAA
Messenger RNA from Oncorhynchus mykiss (rainbow trout), 7158 nucleotides. Its product is annotated as BBX high mobility group box domain containing. Gene Ontology annotation, biological process: regulation of transcription by RNA polymerase II. The record is from RefSeq and is a predicted model, not a curated record. Gene Ontology annotation, cellular component: nucleus. NCBI's taxonomy places the organism in Eukaryota, Metazoa, Chordata, Actinopteri, Salmoniformes, Salmonidae. Gene Ontology annotation, molecular function: RNA polymerase II transcription regulatory region sequence-specific DNA binding; DNA-binding transcription factor activity, RNA polymerase II-specific.